This is a messenger RNA of Plasmodium gonderi, 711 nucleotides long. RefSeq names its product male development gene 1. The transcript has a single exon. NCBI's taxonomy places the organism in Eukaryota, Apicomplexa, Aconoidasida, Haemosporida, Plasmodiidae. Bases 1 to 711 code for a protein of 236 amino acids. The record is from RefSeq and is a predicted model, not a curated record.
AUGAAAAACUUAAAAUUUUCCAUAUUAAACAUUUCAUGUCUAUUAAUUUUUUAUUUGAGUUCUCAAAAUGUGUACUACGAUUGUAUCAACACAGGAAAGACACUAAAAAAUGUGCACCAUAAUAAUACAAAACCCAAUGUAAAAGAUAAUAGCUUAUCAACUGAAUGGAGUGAAAAGGGAUAUAAUUUCAUGGAUUUGGUGAAAAAUGGAUACUUAAAAAAUAAAGGAGAUUUAGACAACGUGAAAGACUAUUUAGCCGAUGAGUUAGCUAAAAAAAUACAGAACAAAUUAGGGGAUUAUUUGAAAGACGAAAAAAAUUUAUAUGAUCUAGAAAACAUGGAUGAUGAAGAUGUAAAUGAUUUUAAAAAUUAUGCAAAAGACAUUUCGCAAUACAUAGGCUUGAAAGCUGCUGAUAUAUUAGAUACGAAUCUAGGAGAAGCUCUUAAACCGUUUUUGUCAAAAAAUUCUUACACCAAUUUUGAAAAGGCUUUGGAUAAUAAACAAUCAAUUAAUUUAGAAUUCGAUGAACAACAAUCGUAUGACGAAGAUGUUACGGAUGAAAAUACCAAGGAUGGAGAUUCUAAUGACAUAGAAGUUAAUGAUGAAACAGAAGAAUUUAUAAAUGAAUUAGUUGAUGAAUAUGAAGAUAAACAUCACAAGGAGUUGGAAGAGAAUGCUCAAGAAAUAAAAACACAUAAUAACUUGGAUUAA